Molecule: messenger RNA, 2280 nt
Organism: Owenia fusiformis
Lineage: Eukaryota; Metazoa; Annelida; Polychaeta; Sabellida; Oweniidae
Source: the annotation of a GenBank genome assembly
AUGUCGGCUGCGUCGCCCCCGACAACCUUGCAAGAAGUAAAUCUGAAAGAGGAUAAAGAAAAGGGGGUGGAUACUCCGCCAGUCACGUCCUCCAGUCCACCACAUGAUCUCCCCAAACAAAGCAGCGAACCAUGGACAUUACGGCGAGUUGGUCGGGCCGUGAGGGGAAUAUUUCCAUGGGGGUUUAAACAGGAGUUGAAAGAACUUUUCAUUCUCGCAUGGCCAGUGGUCCUCAGCCAGUUUUUCUCCUAUUCCAUCAUCUUCGUCAGUUUGAUUUUCUCUGGACGAGUAUUGGGUAAAGCUCAGUUGGAUGGAGUGGCCAUCGGUGUAACAUUCAUCAACCUCACUGGUGUGUCCGUGGGUUUUGGAUUAACGUUUGCUUUGGAUACAUUGCUCUCCCAGACAUUUGGUGGCGCAAACAAGAAACGUGUUGGUAUAAUAAUUCAAAGAGGUACAAUCAUUGUUAUGCUGUUCUGUCUGCCAUGCUGGGCACUCUACCUCAACACAGAGACGAUCAUGAAGGCCAUCAAACUCCCACCUGAUGUAGCCAACCUUGCAGGUAUAUACGUCAUAAUUUUUAUUCCGGGUCUGCCUGGAUUGGUUUUGCUCCAAAUCAUAAACAAGUACAUGCAGAAUCAGAAUUUGGUAAUGCCUCCUUUGUGGAUAGGGGCCAUCAUGAAUGUAAUAAACGUAGCCCUUCAUGCCAUAUUCCUGUUUGGUUUCAAGUGGAACGUGGCUGGGGCAUCUGUGGCAUGUGGGGCGUCGUUCUGGAUUGGCUGCAUCAUAUCUGUAUGCUAUAUGAAGAUCAGAAGGAUACACGAAGAAACAUGGGGAGGCUGGUCCAUGGAAUGCCUCCAAGAGUGGGGUCUUUUCACAAAAUUAGCUGUUCCUGGUCUGAUCAUGAUGGGGAUAGAGUUCUGGAACUAUGAAUUGGGAACGUUGUUAUCUGGUUUAUUGGGUAAAGACGAUUUAGCAGCACAGACCGUAUGCUAUACCAUGGCCACGAUAGCAUUUAUGACUCCAGUUGGUCUUGGUGUGGCUGGCAGUAUACGCAUAGGGCAAUACCUAGGGGCUAAUCAGCCAAGAGACGCACAUCUCGCUUCCAGAGUCUGCAUGCUUUUAGCAUUAUGCAUCGCUGGUUUCACUUCCUUGCUUGUCGUUAUUUUCAACUAUUAUAUCCCACAGAUAUUUACACCUGACAAGAAGGUGAUAGGGAUGGCAUCUGGUUAUCUCCUCAUUCUCUCCAUAUCUUGCUUCUUUGACGGCUGUCAGGGUGUUUUAUCUGGAAUCCUCAGGGGCUGUGGCUUGCAGAAAAUUGGAGCUAUCGUCAACUUUGUUGGUUUCUUCUGCAUUGGUUUCCCCAUUGGACUUCCGCUGAUGUUAAGGACACAGAUGCGGGUUGCAGGUUACUGGUGGGGAAACUGUGUUGCAACAUUUGUGCAGGCUGUGUGCUUUACUAUCAUUAUUAUUAGACUGGAUUGGAAUAAAUUCGCAGAAAAGGCCCAAGUACGAGCAGGCAUUAAGAAGAAAGGAGACAAGUCAGCUGAAGAUGUACAGCCAACUGCUGAAGAUGAAAAGGCUGCAGAAGCUAAUUUGGAAGCAAAAUCGAAUGGCGUAGCUGAGGGUGAUAAAACUACGUUUGAAAUGGACGUUGAGCAACCACCGAUGGAGCUAACCUCAGUUGAGAAGCAUCUCCCACUGAAACAGCUUAUCAUCAAUCGAUCUAUUGCUGUCCUUGUAUGCGUCGGAUUCCUUGUGAUUGGCAUCAUUCUCUCUAUCACAGUGAAGAUCCCGGAUCCACCCCCUAAAUGCCUCAUCACUGAACUGCAGUGUCUCUCCUGUACUGUCUGGCCAAAACCACCCGAAGUUACAGGCACCCAUUGUAGCAAUUGUUACGUCACUAAGCUACCACCAACUGAGGAACCAGUUGAAGGAAAGAGAAAACGGAGGAAUAUUGGAGAAAUGUUCCAUAAGAAUGUCAACAAAAUGGUCAAAAAUUUAUUUUUCCCUGAAGAAAUUACGUAUGACGAAAAUUAUGAACCAAUAACUUUUGACGAAGAAAAUGGCUUUAAAGGCAUCCCGAAUACAUUUUGCUAUGAGUGUGAGAAAUCGGGUGGCAAUUCGGAUGUAACACUAGAUUGUAACAACUGUACAUCCAUCGCGUACGGACCUCUGUCAAGUUGCAAUGUUAAUUAUGGCAACGAGGCUUGUUCCCAAAGAUUACAACUGUUCUGUAUGAGUCCAGAGGGCGCUCGAGGAGGACGUUUUGGAAAGAAAUAA